AUGCCCACAUAUACGGAAUCAACGACACAAGUGGAAACGACAUCUACAGUUACAACUAGUACAGCAACAACUGUUCCGACAACCACGUCCACUACUACGUCGACAACGACCAUACCAACAACGACCACAACUCCGUUUUCUACAGGAUCAACGACGGCUACAACUAGCACAGCGACAGCUUCGACUACACUCAUGACAACAACAGCUUCAACUAUGGAAAAUCCUACCGACAACGACGACUUCUACUCAGACGACGCCGACAACUUCAUCGACCACGACUUCAACGUCUUCAACGCCCACAUCGACGACAUCCACGACAACAGUUCCUACCACAACAACAUCCGCAACGCCCACACCGACAACUUCAGGUACCACUCUUCCUCCAACAAUCAGUUUCACAUCGCCCUUGUCUACCUCGAUUAA
Molecule: messenger RNA, 423 nt
Organism: Mizuhopecten yessoensis (Yesso scallop)
Lineage: Eukaryota; Metazoa; Mollusca; Bivalvia; Pectinida; Pectinidae
Product: integumentary mucin C.1-like
Exons: 3
Coding region: 1-423 (140 amino acids)
Source: RefSeq, a predicted model, not a curated record